Molecule: messenger RNA, 732 nt
Organism: Cimex lectularius (bed bug)
Lineage: Eukaryota; Metazoa; Arthropoda; Insecta; Hemiptera; Cimicidae
Gene: RpS7
Product: 40S ribosomal protein S7
Exons: 5
Coding region: 111-692 (193 amino acids)
Biological process (GO): ribosomal small subunit biogenesis; rRNA processing; translation
Cellular component (GO): ribosome; 90S preribosome; small-subunit processome
Molecular function (GO): structural constituent of ribosome
Source: RefSeq, a predicted model, not a curated record
UUCAAUCGCCGCUCGCCUCGCCUUUGCGGCUGCCACCCGUCUCUCCUUUUUCAACAACGCGGCACGUGUUAGCGAAUCGAGCCAUUACAGUUUUCCGAGGAAAAACAGAGAUGGUUGUUCUCUCAAAUAAGAUCCGCAAAGCGGGGGAUGCAGAGCCCGACUCGAUUGAGACUUCAAUUGCACAGGCACUGCAAGAUCUUGAAACUAACUCCGAGUUCAAGGAGCACCUCAGGGAGCUCCACAUGACCAAGGCGAAAGAGAUCGACCUUAGUGGCAAAAAGUCAAUUAUCAUCUACGUCCCGAUGCCCCAGCUUAAAAAUUUCCAGAAGAUCCAAGUGAGGCUUGUUAGAGAGCUUGAGAAGAAAUUUUCCGGGAAGCACGUCAUAUUUGUCGGCGAUAGGAAAAUCCUGCCCAAGCCGACGAGGAAGACUAGGACUCAGAGCAAGCAGAAAAGGCCGAGGAGCCGUACUCUGACUGCCGUAUAUGACGGUAUCUUGGAAGACAUGGUCUUCCCUGCUGAGAUCGUCGGCAAGCGGAUCCGUAUAAAGUCUGACGGCAAGCAGCUGAUUAAAGUACACUUAGACAAGGGACAACAGAUGAACAUUGAGCAUAAAGUCGAGACCUUCACCUGGGUGUACAAGAAACUUACCGGAAGGGAAGUCAAUUUUGAAUUCCGAGAUGCUUCUUUGUAAUAAAUAGAUUUUAUUUAAUAAAAAAUCCGUUAAAAACCUG